AUGCCGCGAUCGAAUUUACACCCCCAGGGUCCGCCGGACUACGAGUUCUUGCCGGAUUGGUAUGGGGUUUUGGAACUGACCAAAGAGGCCUCUGCAUCCGCUAUACGUACUGCGUAUAAGCGGCUUGCGUUCCAAUAUCACCCAGACAAAACGCUCGACGAAAAACUGAAACCUGAGAUGACAAAAAGGUUCACUCAGAUACAGGAAGCCUACGAAGUUUUAAGCGAUUCUCGCCGUCGCCGAGAGUAUGAUGAAGAUCUUACUCUUGAAGGCAAAAUUCUUGAAGACUGGAGACGGACACAAGACGUUAGGGAACGGGCCGCGCGAAGCCGCAAGGCUCAGACUCGUCAUCAGGAAGAAGAACGGAUUAGAAGAGCGGAGGACAGACAGGCUGAAAAGGAUUAUCUAGCGGCGAAGAAACAGGAAGAAGAUCAACUAUUUGCUGCUAUGCAGGCACAAAGCGCCCGGAAACAACAUGCUGCAGACCAAGAAAGGAGAAAGACAACAAGCCAAGAUACAGACCGUCAAAAUGCAGACCGUCAACGAAGGAAAGAAGAUGAGAGAAGGCAAAGGAGGAUGAAAGAAGACGACAUGUAUCGACGUGAAGCUGAGCGCAAGGACGCUGAGAAGUUACAACGGGACGACGACCAAAAGCGAUUUGCAAGAGACCACGAAAAGCGCACACGGGAUAGGCGACAUGAGCGUGGCCACAAAGUUGACAUGAUGCAACAAUUCCCCAUUGAUGAUAUCCUUGACGCUGAGCCCGCACAUUUCGGUGCUGGAGAUCGUGGCAGGUCUUCAAAAGAGCGACUUCGUGAUCCAACUCUACACGUUCCUGGAGAAAAGCCAAGGGAUCGCUCUCGUCAACGCAACGGCUCCCGUCACCGUGAGCAAGACAGAGAGUCUGAGUUCACAACUCGUGAUUUUGAGCACAGCCGCAGGCACCGAUUCUACGCAGAGGGAGGCGGAAGACGCAUGUCGACGGAGCCGAUUCAAGAAGAAUAUAUGCGAACGGCCGCAUCGAGUCUCUACGGCUCUCCUCCACAUCCAUACUCCGUCCCACGAUCCGCCGCUUCAUACUCCCCUCCACCUUCUCCAAGAAUGAGACAUAGCAACCCGACGAUGAAUACAACACACAAUUUCCAAGGACCGAAUAAAGGACGUGAUCGCACACGAGACCGACCUGGUGAGAGGCCGCGAAAACAUUCUGAGGCUGGUCUCUACUCCAGAGACUCGUUUCCUUCAAGUAUCCCCGAAGAUGUUAACAGCUCCCUCCCAGGCAACCGUGACUCCGGCUACUCCACAUCCUCGGCUGGUACAACGGUGCACCCUGGCACUGGACCACAUCUAUCUGCUGAGAACCUCGAUCCUGCUGCGUACGGUAUGAACGGCAAAAAGUACAAAGCUAAGGUUAUGUACGUCACCGACUCUGAGGAAGAAGAUGGAGCCAGCACUAUCGGCAGAACCCGAACAUCCAAGCGCGCGACUAAACAGUCUUCCCGCGAUGAUCCUCUAUCCGCGUACGCACCUCGACACCAACCUACUGUUGAGUUGGAUGAUGAUCCGUUCUCCUAUAUGCAAACUGGAUCCAAGACGUUCCCGUUUACUCAUAAAGACGUCAACUACGGCGCGAAGCUAUCGCAAGUUCACACCCGAACCAAUAGCGACCAAUCGGCACCAGGUAUCCAAAUUGAUUUCAUUAAUGAAGGCAUGGCGGGUAUGGGUAUGGGUCCACCGGGCCACAAAUCCCGUCAUGCACCUACCGUAGGCGGAUCUGGCGGGCUCCCGACAUUCAGUAGACACCAAACCUGGGCAGCUUAG
Messenger RNA from Orbilia oligospora ATCC 24927, 1821 nucleotides. RefSeq lists its product as uncharacterized. Lineage: Eukaryota; Fungi; Ascomycota; Orbiliomycetes; Orbiliales; Orbiliaceae. The record is from RefSeq and is a predicted model, not a curated record. Bases 1 to 1821 code for a protein of 606 amino acids. The transcript has 2 exons.